Messenger RNA from Labeo rohita (rohu), 6724 nucleotides. RefSeq names its product TBC1 domain family, member 9 (with GRAM domain) (gene tbc1d9). NCBI's taxonomy places the organism in Eukaryota, Metazoa, Chordata, Actinopteri, Cypriniformes, Cyprinidae. Gene Ontology annotation, molecular function: calcium ion binding. The record is from RefSeq and is a predicted model, not a curated record. The coding region runs from base 518 to 4318 and encodes 1266 amino acids. The transcript is spliced from 21 exons.
AGUGUGCGCUGCAGAGGCGCUAGUGAGUUAAGCAUCAUUGGAACACGGCAGAAAUGUCAGGCAUUGUUUAUUUUGCGUGCUUCGGCAGCUCGUUUAAACGCUGAAAAUAUUCGUAUCGUUCACUAUUAACCACCGGAAUACACUAGUUCUGCUUUUCACGGACUCGGUUAAUCAUCGUCAGGCGCUGAAGUCACUGUCAUCCUUUAAGAAAGGUGUGAUAACAUGCUGUUAUUUGUGUAGUGUGAGCCGUACGCGCGUCUCAAGGAGCUCCGGGAGGACUGUGCAUAUAUUUAAAUGAACGUGUUUUAAUAUUUAUCCAUCUGCUCGACACAGUAAGUGUUAUAUUGUGCUGGCAGCUUAUCAUUUUGCAAUAUAUCUCCGUCGCAUCUUCGAGGCGCGUCGCUUCCCUAUUUCGGGAGUGAGCUUUGACGCUUGGAUAAGCUUCAGGACGGCGACUCCAUACUGGACCACGGAUCUAAGAUUUGUUUGAUGUCCUCGUGAGGAAACCGAGCUGAAGAUGUGGGUGAACCCUGAGGAGGUGUUGCUGGCCAGCGCGUUAUGGAUGACAGAGAGAGCGAAUCCAUAUUUCAUCCUGCAGAAGAGAAAGGGCCAUGGAGACGGCGGAGGAGGACUCGCGGGUCUGCUGGUUGGUACCCUUGACGUCGUGCUGGACUCGAGCGCCCGCGUGGCCCCGUACAGGAUCCUCUACCAGACCCCCGAUUCCCUGGUUUACUGGACCAUCGCCCACGGGAGCUCUCGUAAGGAGAUCACGGAGAACUGGGAAUGGCUGGAGCAGAAUCUGCUGCAGACGCUCUCCAUCUUCGAGAAUGAGAAUGACAUCACCACCUUCGUCAAGGGCAAAAUACAGGGUAUUAUAGCCGAAUACAACAAAAGCCAUGAUAUCAGAGAGGAUGACGACACGGAUAAGUUUAAGGAGGCCAUCGCUAAGUUCCGCAAACUCUUCGUCAUGCCGGAGGAGGAGAAGCUGGUGAACUACUACUCCUGCAGCUACUGGAAGGGGAAGGUGCCACGGCAGGGCUGGCUGUACCUCAGCAUCAACCACCUCUGCUUUUACUCAUACCUGCUCGGGAAAGAGGCUAAACUGGUGAUCCGCUGGGCCGACAUCACUCAGCUGGAGAAGAACGCCACGCUGCUGUUGCCGGACAUGGUGCGCGUCAGCACACGCUGCAGCGAGCACGUCUUCUCCGUCUUCCUCAACAUCAACGAGACCUUCAAACUCAUGGAGCAGCUCGCCAACAUAGCCAUGAGACAGCUGCUGGACAACAAGGGCUUCGAGCAGGACCGCUCUCUGCCCAAACUCAAAAAGAAGUCGCCCAAGAAAGUGUCGGCCCUCAAAAGGGACUUGGACGCCAGAGCUAAAAGCGAACGAUACCGGGCACUUUUCCGCCUGCCGAAAGAUGAGAAAUUAGACGGCCACACGGACUGCACACUAUGGACACCUUUCAACAAGAUGCACAUCCUCGGACAGAUGUUCGUCUCCACUAAUUACAUCUGCUUCACCAGUAAAGAAGAGACCAUCUGCAGCCUGAUCAUCCCACUCAGAGAGGUGACCAUAGUUGAGAAAGCCGACAGCUGUAACGUCCUUCCCAGCCCCUUGUCAAUCAGCACCAAAAACAAAAUGACCUUCCUCUUUGCCAACCUCAAAGACCGCGACUUCCUGGUGCAAAGGAUCUCAGACUUCCUGCAGCAGACCACCUCCAAAAUCUACUUUGAGCGGGAAAUCACAGGAAGCCUCAGCAGCUCAGACGACGAGGUGUACUCUCAGCAGGGCAGUGUCUUGUCCUGUAGUCCUCAGCGCAGUGCUUUGAGCUCUGAGGGAGAGAGCGACAGGCAGUUCAAUCUCAAUGAUAACAGGGUUCCCACCGCAACACAGGCCCUGAUGACCAUGUACCGCAGGCGGUCGCCGGAGGAGUUCAACCCCAAACUGGCGAAAGAGUUUCUGAAGGAGCAGGCGUGGAAGAAUCACUUUACUGAAUACGGCCAGGGAGUGUGUAUGUACCGCACGGAGAAAACCAAAGACCUGGUGCUGCAGGGCAUUCCAGAGAACAUGAGAGGAGAGCUCUGGCUCCUGUUUUCUGGGGCGAUUAACGAGAUGGCCACUCAUCCUGGAUAUUAUGAGGAUCUGGUGGAGAAAUCGAUGGGGAAAUAUAAUCUGGCCACAGAGGAGAUCGAGAGAGACCUGCACCGCUCUCUUCCAGAGCAUCCGGCCUUUCAGAAUGAGAUGGGCAUCGCCGCCCUGCGUCGAGUCCUCACUGCGUACGCCUUCCGCAACCCCAACAUCGGCUACUGCCAGGCCAUGAACAUUGUGACCUCCGUCCUGCUGCUGUAUGCUAAAGAGGAAGAGGCCUUCUGGCUGCUGGUGGCCUUAUGUGAGCGCAUGCUUCCAGACUACUACAACACCAGAGUCGUAGGUGCUUUGGUGGACCAGGGUGUGUUCGAGGAGCUUGCUCACGUCUACGUUCCUCAGCUGUACGACUGCAUGCAGGCGCUGGGCGUCAUCUCCACCAUCUCUCUGUCCUGGUUCCUCACGCUCUUCCUGUCCGUCAUGCCCUUUGAGAGCGCCGUGGUUGUGGUCGACUGCUUCUUCUAUGAGGGCAUCAAGGUCAUCUUCCAGCUAGCGCUAUCGGUGCUCGAUGCUAACAUCCAUCAGCUGCUGGGCUGCAAAGAUGACGGAGAGGCCAUGACCAUCCUGGGGAGGUAUCUGGACAGCGUGACCAAUAAGGACAGCACCCUUCCUCCAAUCCCUCAUCUUCACUCUCUCCUGACGGAUAACGGAGAGCCUCAUCCUGAGGUGGACAUCUUCAAACUCGUGCGGAGCUCUUAUGAGAAGUUCGGCUCCAUUCGUGCAGACGUGAUUGAGCAGAUGCGUUUCAAGCAGAGGCUGAGAGUCAUCCAGGCUAUUGAAGACACCACCAAACGCAAUGUGGUGCGGACCAUCGUGACGGAGACGCCCUUCAGCAUCGAUGAGCUGGAGGAUCUGUAUACGCUCUUUAAGGCUGAGCAUCUGACCAGCUGUUACUGGGGCAGCACCAGUAACCCCAUGAGCCGGCACGACCCGAGCCUGCCGUACCUGGAGCAGUACCGUAUCGAUCUGGAGCAGUUCAAAGCGCUGUUUGCACUGCUUUUCUCCUGGGCCUGCGGCACGCACACCGACGACCUUGCCCUGCGCGUCUUCCGUCUGCUGGACCACAAUGCAGACGCGCUCAUAAACUUCAGAGAGUUCAUCACUGGCCUGAGUGUCCUGUGUCACGGCGACCUGACGGAAAAACUCAAAUUUCUGUAUAAAAUUCACAUACUUCCAGAGUUGCACCAAGAGCAGGAGGAGCCCGACUCGGCGUGUGAAGCUACGCAGUAUUUUUUUGAGGACAUCACCCCAGAGACCUCCAGCGGUACUGCUGCAUGCUCACACUUACCAUACAACAUAGGCCUUGACCAAAAGAACAGAGCCGAGAAGGACGAAGGAUUUGUCGGAGUCACCUUUAGAAGUGAAAAAGUUAAGAAAAUGCACACUCCAGAUUACCGAACGUACCUGCGCCUGUGGAACCAGGAGACUAAAGCGAAGUUAGAGAACCUGAAGGAUCUGCCCAAACUCAACCAGAGUCAGUUCAUCGAGCUGUGCAAGACUCUCUACAACAUGUUCAGUGAAGACCCCAACGAGCAGGAGCUGUAUCACGCCACGGCCACGGUCACCAGCCUGCUGCUGGAGAUGGGAGAGGUGGGCAAACUCUUCUGCAGUCCCGCUCACAAGAACCGUCACAACGAGGAGGAGGACGACGAGGAGGACGACCGCGUCCCACCCUGCAGGAGCAAGCAGGAGCGAGCGCGGCGCAAACCUUGCGACGGCGAGACAAACUCCUGCGUCACGGCUCCAUUAGAGGACAUCAAGCUGGAGGACUCGUCGCCCAAAGACAUGGCCACGUCCUCCGCCAUGCACAUCUCCGACGACGAGACCAAAGACGACACGUCCGUGUCCUCCUACUCCGUCCUGAGCGCCGGCUCCCACGAGCUGGACGAUAAGCUUCAGUGCGAGGACAUCGCGGAGGACACCGUGCUCAUACGCAACGGCGCAGCGGGGCAGCACGGGAGAGCCGGUUUACCUCACAGUGCCAGCAUCGAUAAGGACUGGGCCAUCACUUUCGAGCAGUUCCUGGCCUCGGUGCUCACCGAACAAGCCCUGGUGCAGUACUUUGAGAAGCCUGUCGAGAUCGCCGCGCGGAUAACCAACGCCAAGAACGUUCGCAAGGUGGGACACCAACACAUGUCCGUCAGUGACUAUGAGAUCUCACUAUCAGGCUAGCGUGCUAAACUAAAAACUAUUACCUCUGCGUUCAAAACUGUAUUUCGGGGUUAAAGGCGUAGUUGUCCAGAAAUUAAGUUUUGAGCAUCAUUUACUCACUUUUAUGUUCCAAACCUGACUCACUCAAUUUUUUCCAUACAAUAAAAGUGGAUGGUGACCAUCUCUGUCGAGCUAAAAAAUGACACGAAGCACCCUAGAAAUAGUGAGUUUUCUGAAGCCGUAUUCUAGAAAAUAACUUGUUUCUCUCACAAAUCUAAUUUUUGACUUCACACAUUUUUUAAUAACCAUAAUAGCCACUUUUAUGAAGUUUCAUUGUCAUGGAGCUUGAAAUAUUAUAUGCACCGUUUGAUUUUACAUUUUAUACAAGGCAAAAAACCCCUGAUCUAAAUAUCUAAAUAUUCAAUUUUUUUUAGUUUUUUACUCUGUAUGCUAGCAAAUAAUGUCUUAGAUUUUCAGUAUGUUUCUCAAGUCUUUUUGUAAUCAUAUUUAACAUAAAUAUGACAUUUUUUUGUCAUUUUUGGAGCUUGAAAUCUCCAGUCUCAGGAGGUCAGCUUAUAUAAUAUAUGUAAUAUAUAUAAUGUGCACAUGUUUUAUGACAUUUCAUGCAAGGCUUGCAUUUUUUGCAUUACUUGAACAUUUUUAAGACUUGUUUAAAAACACUUUCACCCCCUAGUAAAAUAAUCACUUAAAUGAUGUUUUAUUCAUUUAUGGAGCUUGAAAUCUCCAUUUGCUAUUGUAUGGAAAUGAGCAGCCUGGACAUUCGGCUAAAUAUCUCCUUUUGCAUUCUACCUUAAGUAAUAAACAGGUUUGGAACGACACAAAAGUCAGCAAAUGAUGACAGAACGUUUAUUUUUGGUGAACUGUCCCUUUAACUAAAGCUAAUCUGAUCUCCUCUUAAAUCAGCGUGAAGCUUCAAAGGCUUGAUGUUUGCGUGAGCUCGUUAGGAAACGGACAGUAAUGAGUUUUUCCCGGAGGCUUGUCUUUGAUCUGAUGACAGAGGGACUGUGAUGUGACCAACAGAAUGACCUUUUUACCUGUACAAAGUCUGAGAGGACAUGUUGUAUACUACAAUGCGCUUGAUGUACUUUAUAUACAGAAAUGGUUACUAAUAAUAUCUAAUGCAGUUAGUUUAUCAUAGUAAUUGUGUGUAGAAUAGCUCACUAGUCCUGACUGGACAAAAUCUGUCCUGCACUGUAAAAAAAAAAAAACAUUCUCUUAAUCAGUAUUUUUGUUUUAUGGUCUAAUAAAAGUAUCUAAAAAGAAUAUUAGUUUACUUGAGAAGCAAAACGGUUAAAUUCCUUUUUUUUAUUUUUUUUUUUUUAGUAAAGUUGGGAUAAAAAAUGAUGCUAAAAAUAACAGGGAAAAAAUAGUUCAUUAGUUUAUCAUAUUGUAUUUUCUGAAAUGGCUUUGUGCAAUCUUUUGUGGUGUUGCUUCUCAAGUAUUUUCUCAAGAUUUAGAUAUUUCUACUUUAAAAUAAGACAAAAAUACAGAUUAAGAGAAAGGUUUUGUUUUUUACAGUAUAGAAAAUCAUCUUUAAUGUGAGAGAGUGUUGACAGGGAUAGUGUUAAAAUACGUCCGUGACAUUUAACACAACUAGAUGUCAUCUGGGAUUGUGAAAACAACCUUUUCUGGCAGCCGUGCCGCUGAAUCAUCUGUAAUUUCCCAGAUUUCUCAUUUCUCUCUUCCUCUCUCUCAAUUCUUGCACCUGCACUUUGGGUUUUCUUCUAUUUAUAAUGUGAGGAUGUUCAUAACCUGAAAUAGCGGAUAUGGAUCGGCUGAGAGGCGACGUGGUCCAGCCGUGUUUAAUAUCUUAUUUAUAGUGUGUCCUGAAGACUAUGAUUGUGUACAGUUUUUAAUUUGACCGUGUUCUCACCAGGCAUGUGGCAUGUCUGUGCACCUUCUCGUAAAUUAUUGUUUGAUUGUUUUUUUUAAAUAGACCAGUUUCUACUUUAUUUCAUGCUGCUGUUUUUACGUUUACGUUUUAAUGUGAAUGGUUCAAAUCCACCUGUAAAUGACUCAGAUCACUUCCAGGAAUUAAAAGUUUAAAAGGAAAUAUCUUGUCCUGUUAUUAAAACUCUUCACUUCUGUUUUAUUUGUUGUCAAUAUGUAUAUUGCAGUACUUUUGCUUUUUGGAUUUCUAAAGUAAAUGGUACAAAAAGAUGUGUAAAACUAUUAAAAGUGAAAGGAUCCUCAGAAAUGGGGGCUUCUUUCUUUUCAGGUCAACCUAAAUAUUACAAAUACUAUGUUUUAUUUGACAUUUUAUGGAAUUUUUGCAACACCUAUACAUGCUGAAACACCUUCGGUGACCUUUAAUGUCGAAUUAAAUAAUGUUUAAAGUUAAAUCCUUAAUUUUAAUAAGCAAAAAUGAAACAGAAUGGAUAACAUGGAUGCAGAUUUAGCCAAAAU